GCAACACUGAUAGACAUUUCGGAAAUCGGAUUAUUUCUUGUCGUACAUUUUAUUUUUGUUUACAAAAGCGUAAAAAAUAUGGAAAACCCAAGUGUAUUACAAAAUAUCUAUGUAAAUAUACUGGCAUUUGGUGUGCAAUAGGAUAUAUAGAGGCUUAUGAGUUUCAAUAAAUUCUAUUUCCCAAAAUGGGGUGCUUUCAAAGUAAAAAAGAAAUAUCAGAUCAGCAUCCUAACGUUUUUCGAGUCAUAAAUAUUGACGAAAACGGCGCAGACCUUUGCUCGGGCCAGCUAGAAGUCACAGAGUCUGAAAUUGUUCUUUACCGAGAGGGCCGCAGUCCUGUGGUGUGGCCGCUGCAUUGCCUAAGGAGAUUCGGAUUUGAUGGUGAACUAUUUAGUUUUGAAGCAGGACGAAGGUGUGAAACAGGUGAAGGAAUAUAUGGAUUUAAAUGUCGAAGAGCUUCACUGCUUUUUAGGAUACUUCAUCAAAGAAUUUAUCAGCGCAAUAUAGACCGGGACACUGUACCCAGAUUAUCAUCACCGACUCUGGGAAGACAAACUUUGCAAGCCAGUGUCAUUCACAGGUCCUCUGUAGAUAAUGGCCAACCAAGUAAUACAUCUCACCUCAAUAAUAACUCUGAUGUCGCUAACAUAGACCGAGUGGCACCGACUCCCCAUUCUCCUUCUAGUACUGAUAUACUAGAGGUCAUGCCGCUAUAUCCUCGACCUCAUGCCAGCGGCAGCCAUGUUACUAAUAUUUAUCAGCUCAAAGAUUUUAAAAGGGAGCAUAACAAUAAUCAGUCUGAAGCUGGAGCUAGCGGGUUGCACUCCUACACUAAUGACCUUUCGAGAGACUUGGCCGAACUUCGAAGAGCUCUGAAGCAGGAAACAGCAUUAGACUCAAUAAGAGACAUGGAAGAGGAAAAUAUGUUUGUUGCAAGCUUGAAAGAAGCCGCUGCUAGUGCAGCUGUUACCGAUCCUAUAUCUCCAACAUUGAGUACAGUGAGCGAGCGCUAUGCCCAGUUGAACAUGGAACAAGGAGAUCCGAGAAUGUAUGUAAAUGUUGCACGCAGUGCCAGUAGCCCAGUUGAUGGAAAACAAAGUGAUACUGCUCCUCCCACCCCUCUUACUCCUAAACAAGUCGAGUAUUGUAAUCUGACUGUUGCCAAGUCAGAUACGAAUUCAUAUGCUAAUAUGAUGAUGAGCGACUUGUCAGACAAGAUUCGGAGCAGCAAACAAGCUUCGAGUGAGCAUAACCAAAAAUUUUCUGAAUCUGAUACUUUCACAUCUAUGUCCCCCGUGGAGGAGAUGGAAGUCAAUUAUGCUGUUUUAGAUAUCGAUCCCAAUAAUGAAGCAGGAAAGUGCUCCAAGGAGUUGGGAUCUCCCGACAACCAGUCCGUGGGUUCAAACGAUAACAGCAUCGGCUCCAGCUCCACCCAAACCCGAAAUGUGGGGGUCUCCAGUAGCACAUACGACAUUGAUGACCAAAUUAAUACAUCUCAGGCUGCCGCUAUUGGUUACACAUCCAUUGACUUUGCCGCUACGUCUGCACUGUCCUCUGUAGUGACCAAGACAGAAAUAUUCCUCAGUGAAGCUGGCAGGAAGCACAGACAUAACUCCUGCACAAUCUCCUGUGGGAGUCCAGGCAGCUCCGACAAAAGUAGGGGAAAUAAUUAAUAAAAUUUAAGAAUACAUGUAAGCACA
Molecule: messenger RNA, 1700 nt
Organism: Aricia agestis (brown argus)
Lineage: Eukaryota; Metazoa; Arthropoda; Insecta; Lepidoptera; Lycaenidae
Exons: 3
Coding region: 186-1673 (495 amino acids)
Biological process (GO): cell surface receptor protein tyrosine kinase signaling pathway
Cellular component (GO): cytoplasm
Source: RefSeq, a predicted model, not a curated record